UUUGUACAUACCGAAAAGUAAAAAAGGUACUGUAUAUCAAAAUCUCACAAGAUUUUGGGAAUUAACUCUUUUCCAUUUGCCGGAGUUCACGAUUUUCAAAGAAAUCAAGCAAUCAAAUUAUUAUUUUAGUAAAUUUUGUUUGGACUUUCCUAUUCUUAACCUCACUUUCUCCGAUAUUUUCAUAUUAUUGAGCCACAAAUUAGGGUUUUAUUACUGUACCCAAUAUAAAAAAAGAAGGAAAUCACUGAAGUUAAAAGACCCUUGGUCUCCAAGUUACAAAAAAGCAGGGUUUUUUUUUUCUUUUCUUUCUUUCUGAAAUACAAAAUGGAUUCCGUCCAAAACCAUUUAGAGAGAAUUUCGUUGCUUGAAGAACCACUGUGGAUGUCUAAUUCCCUGAGUGUAAACACCAAAUUCCUCGAUAUGAGCGAAUACCGAAGGCAGUUUUGCAGUGAAUCGGCGAGGUGGUUCCCGAUGCAGAUGGAGGGCGGCGUUAGUACUGUAGCGUCCAAAACCUCGGGUGAAGUUUGGAUUUAUGAUCCUUUACCUUUGAUAAGAUGGUUCAUGAACACGGAAGCCUGGAAAGAUAUUUUCUCAUGCAUCGUCAUUGAUACUUCAAUAGUGCCUGGUGGGAGACGGCUUCCUCCUCCAGAUAUCAAUGAAGACACAGAAUUAGCAGAAAUAGAGAUACAAGCUCAGUUGCAAUUACUCACUCCUUUGGUUGGAUUGAGAGAAACGAUAUUCAAGAGGGCUUGUUAUCGCCUGGAAGAUGGACGAUCAUGGCUAUUGGUGGAUCUUCCAAUCAAUGACUCAAGCCGCUGCCAGCUUCCUUUCAUUCGGAGCUGCCUUGUGUGUCCUUCAUCAAAUUUUCCGGGAGAAUGUAGGCGUCUAGCCCGCCUUGGGCAUUAUUACUACUUUGCUUCAGAAGCACGAAGGGCAACUCUAGAGCGGCUCGUGAUGCGUGCAAAGGAGAUGAAAAGACGCUUCUACUCCGGCAUUGCUUCUGCAACUCCACGCGCCUUACCAAUUGAUGAUGAUGCUCAUGAAUGCGUGUCCUUUGCCAUGGAUUCUAACUAUUGGGUUGCCGCCAAAUCCACCAAGUUCUGCGUGCAACAUCACAAGCUAUUCGAAUCGGUCCAGUCAGUAGAUUGUUUGGUUGGUGAGAAGCUUAUCGAGAUCCCCUCUGACGAGGAGGAGAAUUGCAUCUCUCUCCACCGCCACACCGAGCAUGUAGAUAAACGAAUGGUGCGUCAGACCUGUUUAGACGAAUCCGGAGGGGUUUUGGUGACCGCUCAAAUGGACUCAGAAUCGCUCGACAACGAAGACGAUGUUUCCACCGUUAUCACCUCUGCUUUUGGACUCAGCAUCCACUCGGAUUACGAUAGCUCCAUCCUCACCAUCAGUUAUGUGCAACCUCCCUCUUCCUCCUCCCAGAGCCAUUGGAAGAAGGAAAUUUCCAACGAGAUUUGCAACAUCAUUCAAGAUAUUGAGUUGCAGAAUUUGGUCUAGAGAAACUAUGAGUUGAAGAGUCAUCAUAGUUACUGCUCUCAACUUUGAGUCGUAUUCCUUUAACUCUCCCUCUAUCUCGUUUACAUUGCUCUCAACUUUUGAAUUUU
Molecule: messenger RNA, 1613 nt
Organism: Arabidopsis arenosa
Lineage: Eukaryota; Viridiplantae; Streptophyta; Magnoliopsida; Brassicales; Brassicaceae
Source: the annotation of a GenBank genome assembly